AUGAGGUUCAUUAAAAGAGCAUUCAAGUGGGAAAAACAACAAGAAAGUUACGCACUUUCCAAGUUAAUUAGAAACAUGCACGUGACGUACAAGGGCCUUAUAAAUUUUGCAGAUAUUAUUCCAACAAAAAGUUUCGUUUUCACCAACGUUUUUCUUGAUAUCACAAUAGAUUCUCACAGCAUAUCAAUUUCUUGUGGUAAUGUGGAAACUAUCUUGAUAUUUACACGACCCAAACAAAAAUUAAAGGUCGUUAAAAUCUCGAGUAAAAAGCCUAAUUAA
Molecule: messenger RNA, 279 nt
Organism: Clunio marinus
Lineage: Eukaryota; Metazoa; Arthropoda; Insecta; Diptera; Chironomidae
Source: the annotation of a GenBank genome assembly